UCAUCUCAUGGAUUCAAAAUUUGAAAGGGUGGAGAGAUGUAUGUCCUCUUAUAGAGUGGAGGGAGAGUGAUCAUCUGUGUGACUGUGUGUGGGUGAAAGGUACUUUUUUUCUCCCUCUUUUGGUUGGUUGUGUAAUUGUAUUAUAUGGUCUCUAGUCUCUACCGACAAAGAACAGCAAGGAGAUAGAUAAUAAAGGGACGAGAAAAGAGGCAAAGGAGUUUUGGCGAGUUGAGCAGUUUGGAAUGGACACCAGCAAGAGUUCUUCCACUGCUGCAUCUUCUUCGUUGGGAGACCUCGUUCCUGGCUCAUUCAUGGAAGAGGAAGAAGAAUGGCUAUCCAUAUAUGUGGAGGACUGCUUCUCGAGCGCCACAUCCUACAACAACUUCAACCUUCUUCCAACCUCACCGCCGUCACAAACCCCCAAUCCUUCCUCCAAACCGCUGCUCCCGCUUGCAGCGACGGCUUCAACCAAGAGCAGAACCCGAAAGAGGAGGAGAAUUUCCCCAGCAGAUCACACAAAUCUGUCCCUCAGCAUGACCUCAGACCCACCCCUACUGCACCAGGCCCACUGGCUUGCAGACAGCGAGCUCCUCAUCCUCCCCAAGCAGAAGGAACAACAGCCAGAAGAGGAAGAAGAGCAAGAAGAAGAAGAAGAGGUGAAGGCAGCUCCAAGAGAAGCACUGAAAGGAGGAGGAGGAGAAGGGCAGGCAAGGAGGUGCAGUCAUUGUCUGUCACAGAAGACCCCGCAGUGGAGGGCAGGGCCACUGGGGCCCAAGACGCUGUGCAAUGCAUGUGGAGUGAGGUUCAAGUCAGGGAGGCUGCUCCCUGAGUACAGGCCAGCCAAGAGUCCUACUUUUGUGAGCUGCAAGCACUCCAACUCACACAAGAAGGUGAUGAUGAUGAGGAUGGCCUUGAUGAUGCCUUCCAAUUCCAACUCAACCUAGUUGCUCCUCAUAUAUAUGCAGACCUAUAUAUACAUAUAUUUUGCAAAGAGUCCUACUUUUGUGAGCAAGACGAAGAAGAAGUUACGCAGAUAUGUUGUAUGUAAACUAGUAUAUAUUUUGCACAUCUAGCAAAUAGGCUUCUGUUUGUGGACUUAAAAAGCGCUUUCAAGCCACAGAAAGCAGUGCUGAAUAUCUGAUGCCUUCAAAUUCUUAAUGAACAAGGAUGGUUUUGUUUGCCUGUACA
Messenger RNA from Zingiber officinale, 1188 nucleotides. Its product is annotated as GATA transcription factor 12-like. Gene Ontology annotation, molecular function: zinc ion binding; sequence-specific DNA binding. The transcript is spliced from 3 exons. The record is from RefSeq and is a predicted model, not a curated record. Lineage: Eukaryota; Viridiplantae; Streptophyta; Magnoliopsida; Zingiberales; Zingiberaceae. Gene Ontology annotation, biological process: regulation of DNA-templated transcription. The coding region runs from base 243 to 944 and encodes 233 amino acids.